AAAAAAGUUAAAAAUGAAUUAAUUAACAUGAGGUUUCAGUCAUACAUUUUCUGGGGGUUUUAUUUAAUGGUGGCCAAAAAUGAGAACUUUUAUUGUCAACUUUUUAUAACACUGCCAAAUAGAGGGAAAUUUGGUAACCACAUGUUUGGUAAUCACAAAAUAUUGUGUUCAAACAUAUGUCAAGUUUGUAACCUCCUAUCCAAAGUGGCUUUGUUUAAGUAAAUGUGGGUUUACCUGUUACAAAUAGCAUGGAUGAGGUGAUGAUUUAAUUUUAUCUAUCACUGAUAGUUUCACCAGCUUUACCUCAUUCUGAGCUGUCUGUAAAAGUAACUAUAUUUGAUGAAACGUGUUUAAAAUCUGAGGCAAAAAUCAAAAAGUACAUUUUAAGAAAAAACAAAAAUAAAAUAAAACUAGAGAAACAAAUUGUGGUCUUGCAUACAGAAAGAUUAUAAUUAAAAAUGCUCCACAUGUUGUAAUUUAAUUGAGAAGGUAUUUCGUUUUGUCAUCCCGACCUCAAACUCCUGCCCCCUUCAUUUAUUGUGUCUGUCUGUCUUCCGUCCUCAGUCUAUUUUGCGGCACCACAGAGACGGAGAGACAGAGACAGAGGAUGAAUGUCCUGACCAUGAAGGUCUUUGUCCACUUUGAGAACUAUCGUGAAACUUUUGACAUUCCUUCAGAUCUGACUGUGAGGGGCAUGAAGCAGAAAGUGAAGGUAUUAGUGUCAGAAAAUUUUCUUGUGCAACUUUCCGAUGACAAGCAGAUCCACUGCUAUCUGGAGCUGAAACACGGUGGUGCUGCACUGCAGGACUGCUGGUUUCUGCGUGACGUGGGCAUCAUUAGUGGCAGUACCAUUGAAUGCCUGAUUAAGAGUAAACGGAGGCCUGACCUUCAUGUGUUCAGUGCUGUGACAGGAGAAACCUUACCCAUCACACUGACUGAGAGUCUUCCGCACAUGACUGUGGCUCAGUUAAAAACAACAGUGUCCUCACAGAGCGGCCUCCCUGUCAGCAGCUUCAGACUGAGCACACUCAGUCAAGUGCAACUCUACGACUGCAACAGGCUGCACGACUAUGCCAUCGAUGCGGGCAAUACAAUCCGUUUGGACCCAUGGGAAGGGUGGCUGACCUUCCUCCACGGUUGCCUUCUGGGUCACAGGUUGGCAGUUCAGGGUCAUCUAUCAGAGGAGAAGUUAGUGAUGAGGUUUCAGUUGCGUGUUGCGCUGUACAUAGCCGCCUCGCUAGGCCACCUGGACCUGGCAGGCUGGCUGCUGGAGAGAGGAGUACAUGCUGAGGAACCAGUGGGAGUCCAUCCAUACCGCCAAUGGUGCCAUCAAACCUCGCAUCGGGAUUCUGGAAAGUGUCCCAUCCAUGUUGCUGUGGAGAACUGUCAGCUACACAUCCUCAAACUCUUCAUCACCAAGAACCUUUUGGCUUUGGUUUGUCAAGACCCCGAUGGUCGUGAGCCUUUGAAAAUUGCCAUUCAGCACGGUCACAGAGAGUGUGUGCGUUACUUGGCCAAUAAACUGUUCUCUGCCGUGUCCCUGUCAAAUGUAUCUCUGCCCAUGCGUAUGUACCUCCAGGUGAAGCGGUGGGUCAGAGCGGGGCAGAAAAGAACAGCCUCAAAUCAGUUUAACUACAGCAGUGUUCCACGCAGAGCCAAGGUGGGAGGAAUGUUGCUGGUAGAUGGAUUUAACCAGCCACAGGCAUCCUCAAAAGUUAGAAAAACCAAGUCUGAAGCAAAAAGAAAAAUCACGACUAAAGCUGUGCAGUCUUUACUGCCCAUAAACAACCUAUUGUCACCAUCAAAAUCCAAACAAGAACAACACCAGAGUCAAACCAGGUGGAAGGAGAAUGAUAAGGGGAACACAGUUCCACUCCUGCCAGUCACCACAGAUAAAACUCUAACUGCAACGUUUGUUGGUUGCUCUACAAAUAAUAAUCUGACAACAUCAGCUGAGUUCUUCUCUCAGCACUGCUGUCGAACACCAAGGGAAAAUGCCAUGUACUACCUGAAGAUUGCCAGGUCUGUAUAUAUUUCCAAUUACUUCAUUAUCAUUAUUUUAUAUUAA
Cynoglossus semilaevis (tongue sole) is the source of this 2068-nucleotide messenger RNA. RefSeq names its product protein ANKUB1. The coding region runs from base 608 to 2068 and encodes 486 amino acids. Gene Ontology annotation, molecular function: protein binding. The record is from RefSeq and is a predicted model, not a curated record. The transcript is spliced from 6 exons. Lineage: Eukaryota; Metazoa; Chordata; Actinopteri; Pleuronectiformes; Cynoglossidae.